AAGAUGGCAGACAUGCCGCUUGAGCAGUGAUAGUAUGGAAUCGUAGGAGUUGAAGUUUUAGGUGUGUCUUUCUAAUAAUCGAACUAGAAUGCCUCCCGAUUUUAUAAUUAAAGUGUUGUUCGAAUAUUCUGACAAUGUGAAACACCGUGCUCGUGUUUUGUACGCUAGAUUUAGGUAACGUUUGUGCCGGAACAUAUGUAUUAAAACGGUGGUCGAAAAUUGUGUUCAGUGUGUCGUGUACGAUAAAUAUUCUGUUUUGAUGGUAAAUUAAAAUGUGGAAUAUGAUGUGCGACGUGAUGCCCACGAUAUCGGAGGACAGUAUCAGUCAGAGGAGUUCGCAGUUAUCUGGCGAAGAUGCGAACUUCGAGCAGCUUAUGGUCUCGAUGUUGGAUGAGAGAGACAAAUUGGUGGAGAGUCUACGAGAGACACAGGAGCGUCUCGGAGAUUCGGAACUACGACUUAAGGAAGUGGAGAAGGAACGGGAUUCCUUGCACAGGCAGAUCGCUGCUAACUUGCCUCAGGAGUUCGCGACACUCACGAAAGAGUUGAACCAGGCGCGCGAACAGUUGUUGGAGCGAGAGGAGGAAAUAUCAGAACUCAAGGCGGAGAGGAACAACACCAGGUUACUUCUAGAGCAUCUAGAAUGCCUGGUGUCGCGACACGAGCGCUCGCUACGCAUGACAGUGGUGAAGAGGCAAGCGGCGGCGCAGUCGGGAGUCUCCUCGGAGGUCGAGGUCCUCAAGGCGUUGAAGAGCCUCUUCGAGCAUCACAAAGCACUCGACGAGAAGGUUCGAGAGCGGUUAAGAGUAGCGUUAGAGAGGAACACAGCAUUAGAAGAAGAAUUAGCGCUAACCAAAGAAGAAUUACAGCAGUACAAAUCGUCCGGUCCGGAGGGGGACAAGCCUAAGGAGAACGGCACGGUGACCACCUCGCCUGAACAGAACGGCGAGCCACAGCCACCCAAGGAGAAUAGUGUAAACGGCGACACGGAGAGCAAGAGAAUCACAGAGCUCCAUAACACGAUCGCCAAACAGUCAGCAGAACUGAGCUCGUGGCAGCGAAGGGUCGCCGAGCUGAACAACAAGGUGUCGGAGUUGGAGGAAAGGCUGAGCAAGGGAGAGAAGGAGCUGGCGAAGAAGCAGGACGAGUGCUCGAAACUGCAGCGGGACUUGAGGGAGAACGUCGCGCAGAAAGAGGACCAGGAGGAGCGGAUAGCGACGCUGGAGAAGCGCUACCUGAACGCGCAGCGCGAGUCCACGUCCCUGCACGACCUCAACGAGAAGCUGGAGCAGGAGCUGCAGCACAAGCAGGCGCAGCUCAAGCUCCAAGAGGAGAAGAUCGCCGCCAUUGAGGAGAAACUAGAGUUGUCAACGCAGAAGCUGGCGCAGAUGUCGUCUCUACCAGAAAUGGAAGAGCAACUCAAGGCCAGGAUGGAGGCGCUGAACCAGGCGCAGGAGCGGCACGGCUCAGCCGAGGACCGCAUCCAGCGGCUGGAGGCGAGCGUGGACGACAAGAACGCGGAGCUCAUGAGGCUCAACCAGAGGCUGAGGAUGAACGAGGACCACAACACCAGGCUGUCCGCCACCGUCGACAAGCUUCUGUCCGAGAGCAAUGACAGGUUACAAGUCCACCUAAAAGAACGGAUGCACGCGUUGGACGAGAAAAACGCGCUGACGCAGGAGUUGGAGAAGACGAGGAAGUACGCAGACGAGCUCAUGGCGGAGAAGCAGGACAUACUCAAGGAGCUGGCGAAGUGGCGGAUGGAGACCGAACAGUUAAAGCGCCAAAUGCUCGAGCAGGAGAUCGCGUUCAACAUCCAACAGACGGACGCCCUCACCCGCUCCCUGUCCCCCGCCGCACACCAGCCAACCAACGUUGGACUCUUCCAGCCCAAGUUGGACGGGUCGUGGGAGAAGCUUCAGCAAGCGCACGCGCUUGCCAAUGUUCAACAGCCGUUCGACGUCUCCAGCGACGCGGAGGGCGAAGAGUCAGAAGGCGGCGUGGAAGGCGGGCACACGGACGCGGCGGCGCUGGCGCUGAUGCUGCAGGAGCAGCUGGACGCCAUCAACACGGAGAUCAGGCUCAUACAGGAGGAGAAGCAGAGCACCGAGGCCAGGGCGGAGGAGUUGGAGUCCAGGGUGGGCAGCUACGAGCACAUGAACGUGGUGUCGCGGCGGCUGUCUCCGCCGCCCGCGGCGCACGCGCUGCUGCACCACGCGCUGCCGCUCCACCACAACCACAAGUACCACACGGCGCCUGCGUCGAUGUCCCCCGCGCACCACUACCGCGCCCCACCCGCCGCCGACAGCCUCCCCAGCAGUCAGUUGCAGCUAUGCGAAGAGGGCGUGUCAGGGGUGGGCGGGGAGGGGGCGGAGUCCCCGCUCACGGCGCGAUCGCUGCGGCUGGAGAGAGCGGCGCGGGUGCUACACGCAGAAAGAGAUAGACUGAGAACGCAUUACCAGCCUCAGUUGGACGAGACUUCAAUGAUGUCGGGAAGCCUCGCCCGGUUUCCAAUACACAGCAGCAGUUCGUCGCAGGAAUCCCUCGGCGCGCUGGGUUCCCUGGGCGCCGGGUUCGGCGGAGCUUCGCCCGGACUGCCGCGAGGGGUCGCCUCUGCCGCGUCAGCCGUUUCGAUAGCCUCAAUGCACCAGCAAAAGAAGAGAGGAAUCAAGAGCUCGUUGGGAAGAUUCUUUAGUAAAAAAGAGAAAGUUGGUAUGCCACUCCAAGCGGGUGGUUCCCGCUCACUGUCGUCCGCGUCGAGCCUGGGGCUGUCCUCCCUUGCCGACGACACGACGCCGACGGACGCGACGUCCGCGACGCCUCACGCGCCGCUCCCGCCCCUGCAGGACUACGCUCGUACCAAGACCAAAGACCGGGACUACCGGCACGAGUUGCUGGGCGAGGCCAUGCGCGCGGGCACGCCGUUCGCGCUGUGGAACGGGCCCACCGUGGUGGCCUGGCUGGAGCUGUGGGUGGGCAUGCCCGCCUGGUAUGUGGCCGCUUGUCGCGCCAACGUCAAGUCCGGCGCCAUCAUGUCCGCGCUCUCCGACCAGGAGAUACAGAGGGAGAUCGGCAUCAGUAACCCGCUGCACCGGCUGAAGCUGCGGCUGGCGAUCCAGGAGAUGGUGUCGCUGACGUCGCCGUCCGCGCCGCGCGGCACCGCCUGCGCCGCGCUCGCCUUCGGGGACAUGAACCACGAGUGGAUCGGCAACGUGUGGCUGCCUUCUCUGGGUCUACCGCAAUAUAGGACGACGUUCAUGGAGUGCCUCGUGGACGCGCGGAUGCUGGAGCACCUCACCAAGAGGGACCUGCGGACGCAGCUCAAGAUGGUCGACAGUUUCCACAGAACGUCGCUGCACUUCGGCGUGGCGUGCCUCAAGCGCGUGGGGUACAGCGUGCGCGUGCUGGAGGAGAGACGCCGCGCGGCGGAGCUAGGCUGCCGCGACGUGCUGGUGUGGAGCAACGAGCGUCUGCAGCGGUGGCUCGUCGGCAUCAACCUCAAGGAAUACGCGAAUAACUUAGUGGAGAGCGGUGUGCACGGCGCUCUGAUCGCGCUGGACGACAACUUCGACGCGAACAGCAUGGCGCUGGCGCUGCAGAUACCCACGCAGAACACACAGGCGCGUCAAAUCCUCGAAGUGGAGUUCAGCAACCUGGUGUCGGUGGGAACCGAGCGCCUGGCGCGUGCGCCGCACCUCGACCACUCCGCCUCCUGACACUCCACGCUCAACUAGGACGGUGCUACCGCACGUACUACCGCCCGUACUACCGCCGGGGUGCAGUAGGACAGUUUUGGACACGUUUCGUUGGUAAUGUUUGUUAUAAUUUUGUUUUUACAGUGAUCGUAUUCGCCAUUUCCUGCAUGCAUGAAGAAUCUUAUGCGUAAAAGUCUCGUUAAUAUAAAGGAAUUGUGUUCAUUCGUAUUGAGUCAUGAGUUCACAUUGAUAUAUUAGUAGUAGGUACGCGGGUAAAUGUCCUGUUUAGCUGUGUUUAAAGUCUUGCAGGUGUGUGCAAGUGAAAAUCGAAAAAUAACGAUGUUAAGAUAUCGAUUAUGAAGUUUUUGAUCAAAUAAAGAUUAAUGGAUUUAAUAUUAACAAAGUUAAUUUGUUGUAAGGAAUUACUGCUGCAAUUAUUUGUGACUAUGCCAUACAAAACUUGUCCAAAGCAUGUUCUAAAGGUGAUGAGUUCCAAUAUUGCCAUUUAUUGAUUGCGGAAUCUCUCGAGAUUUUUACCGAUUAUCAAAAGGCAAUGCACACCAGAAGUGUGACAUUUUUUACAGAUUUCCCGUCAAGUUUUCUCUCUUUAAACAUGGCAACUCAAGUUAUUAUGAAAUAGCUAGUACAAAUUCCCAAUCCUCCCAGAACUCGUUUUAAUUUUUUCAAAGUGUUGCCAUGUUUGGAGAAAUUGAAAAAAAAAAGUGUUGUUGAUACAAUAAAGUUUCCACUGUGUAUAUGAACUAUGUUUAACGAGUUGUAGCUAAAGUUGCUUGAUAUAAUAAUUAUAUGAAAUACAAAGUGCUCUGAUAAUGGUAGGUUUACUAUGUACUUAAAGUGUACUCCGUAUUUAUUGUCAUAAUAGUUAUACAGUGCGGGUGGUGCCAGUUGGAAAAAUCAAUUAUUUUUUAAUGGAUUUGAAUAUAGAAACCAGUAUUAUAUCAGUGACAAUUUUCUAUGAAUUCAUUUCUGUUAUGUACUACGUUAUUUUUACAAUGUGUUGUAUGAUUUGAAGGUCAAUUGAUAAUUGUACAUUAUUGAAAAGAACAGUGUUAUAGCGCUAACACACUUCACAAGAGAGGGAGAAGAGAUGUGAGAGUUCAUCUAAUGAUGUGACAUACAUAUUUUUAUGUGUGUGUUUUAAAUACAAAAUAAUUUUGUAUCUACUUUUUCUUUUUUUUUACUGUUAUUUUUUUCCAUAAGGCACGACCGCAUUCGACAUCGUCAUACUCUGAUGCCAAAUAUUAGUUAAAGUUAACUAAUAUGUGUAGGGCAAUAUUCCGCUGCUAGGAAUAACUUUAUUACAGAGUUUAACAAGUUUCAGUGUCUUUCAUUAAACAUAUAGAAAAUACUUUCAAAAUCACUUAAUUAAUACUUUCUGUCUCUUUCACUCUAAAGUUAUGUUUUCAAUUACGAUUCGUAUUCGUGUUUUUGCAACAUUACUAAUCUUUUCCAAAACAGUUAUAACAAUAUGUAUUUUCCCAAGUGCAGUACAAAAAAAAGUUAUUUUUAGCAGUAACAAAUCAUAGUUGUAAUAUGGUGUGACGCAGCGAAUCGAUAGUUUAAAGUGAAUAUUCAAAAGCUGAAGCAGAGACGGUCGUCUAAUGCUAUCUCUGUCAAGGAAGAGACAGCAUGAGACUAAAGAAAGUAUUUGCUUUAACUUGUGGAAAUUCUAGAAGAAAUGUCUUGAAAUGUGAUUCGAAUUUCAAGAAUGCCUAAGUGUUUGUAUGUUGUUAGACGGAGAUAUGUCUAUCUCACUGUAUCAAGUGCCUCGUCGAGGUAUGUAUAUAUAUAUAGCUAUAUGUAGACUGCUCCGUGCAGGUUUCGCGCUACGGCAUACCUCUAUAUGUGGUCGUGUAACCAGUCACAUGAACGCUUUAAUAAGUUACGGGACACUGAGGAUAGUCGCUUUCGGCGGUUGUUUCGUUCGUACUUUGCAAGAUUUUGAAAGACUUUUUGGUUCAUUGUUUUGCAAUGGAAGAUGUUUAAUAUUGUACCUAAGAGUUUUUUUUGCUAAACUACUGUAUUUUAAAGUAAAACAUUAUUUUAUACCUCCUCAAGAUCCAAACUAUACUCGUUAAUCUUUCUGUCAGACUUUAUGAAUAUUAUAGCCAAGGUCUAGCCAUCGCCGGCUACCUGUCUAUAUCAUUUACAAUAAGGCUAUUAUUUCGAUGUAUGGAUUUCUGAAAUCUUUGCAAUGUGCGAGGGGGAUAGCUACCAGAUUCGACACUGUUACAUAGCGGCAAUAUGCUUAAUUGCUUCUAAUCUGUAUGUGAUGGACAUACGAGGGCACACACUAGUCUUAUGUACAGUGUUAAAGUUGUUUUGUAAUCUUCUAUUUUAUUAACUACAUUGUAAUAGCUAAUAGCCGACAUCAACUGAAAUUUAGCUAGGUAUAUUUUUGUUAAAAGCGUAUACAUAUACAAUUGUUUGGGUUAGUACAGCGCUAGUUCCGUUAGCGCCCGCAACAUGGCGGGUCGGAGUGGCGCUGCAGUAGCUCAAUUCGAUUUCGACGCCAUCGCUCGGUAAAUGAAUUUAUUACGAACAAAGAUUUAUAAGUUUAUUUUAUUUCAGCGUUUUUCUACGCUGUUGUACUUAGUAAUAAUUUGUGACAAUCUUUAUUAUAGUAAAUAAUUAUUUUUAACUAAUUAAAUAGAUAUAUUUAUGCCGCGACAAACUUACAGCAAUAAUGAAGUUACAUUUCCCGAGCGAAACGCCGCGAAUUAUAGCUAAAGAGAUAAAAUUUAAAAUUGUAUAGCUAACCUAUUUAAUUUGGUGGAAUCUAUCAGUAGCGAAUAUCUACAUUGUAAAUAUGAUUUGUAUACUAGCGUUUUUAUCAUGUAGUAAUUGAUUGUAGCAAUAUUUAGCUAGGAUGUGUUCAGACGACUAGAUUUUUUAUUAUUUUUAAUGCUUUAUUUAUUAACUAGGACCUAAGUUAUAUACUAGUGAAGCUAUAUCAUUUUUUAUUGGUUAUGGAGAAUAUUACCUCAUAAUCGUGUAUACUUUACUGUUGUCGUGUAUUAUCACAUGUGUUUUUUACUUUGGAAAAAGAAUGAGCUGCUUAUGUUUAAAUAGGGUUUCCCAAAUAAGUAAUUAUGUAUAGUAUAUUUGCGUAACAGUAUUAAUAAAAAUUAGGCGAUUAAACGUGUGGCCACCGGUGUGAUUGUAAUUUAUAUAACAUAUUCUGUACGUGGACUUAUUUAUUUCUGGAAAGAUAUACAAGAAAAUGCACUUUCUGGCUUUGUAAUUAAUUAAUACAAAAUUGAUGAUAUGUUUUUCAAAUUAAUAUUAACCUCGUAUUUCGAAGUGAAUAAGUCCAUGGAUAGAGUUUAAAGUAGCCGACCGAUUUUGUAUUCGAUAAAUCGAUUCGAUGUAAUAUUGAGCGUUGUGGCUAUUUGGGUCGCGUGAGAUAGCCAGGGAGGUAACGUGAGACUUGGGUAACUUACUGGCGGCGAAUGUAGGCCGGGAGAUAGGCGUGGAUUGGUGACGGGAUUAGGAUAAAUUUAUCUAUAUUAAUUACAAUAAAUGACAAAUGUUUUUAUACAUAAUUCACGUCAUAAUUUUUUUUUGAAGUGGAUAAAAUUUGUUUGCGUUGCUAGUCAAGUUUCGUUUUCGACAUGAUUUGGCAUUUUGUGUAGUUAAGUUUGAAUUUUAAUAUGAAUUUUACAUAUGCUUAGUUUAAGACUUUAAAUCGCGUAGAAUAAAAUAAGCGUUCCAUACCUGUGUCGUAUUAUUCAAUAACAUAAAAUGCAUGUGGAAUGUGAACUAAAACGCACAACAAAGCCAUUCAUAAACUAAUUAAUUGAUCCCGAUACCGCCAUCAGUCUCCGCGAACCCAGAGCAAUAGAUUUUGUAUCGCCGGCUAGCCUUGCGCCUCACGUAUAUAUCAUUCAUACACAUCACGUCGUUUCAUUAUACUAAAUUAUAUAUAGCGUCUAUAUAAAUUUUAUAAAUGCAAUUAUGUAUUUACGGGACGGUUAUUUCUGUCGCCAUAUGAAGAAAAUACACAUCCGACAUUUUUUUUGCCAAUAUUAAAAACACAUUCAUAAUUAUAUGCAGUUUCGUACGUAACGAAUAGAUAGUUCUUGAGCUCAUAACAUUCAAAAUCUGCUAUUAAAACAAUAUAGAAAAUUAUUAUUAUUAAUAAUCUCCUCGACUAUCCCAAACGCCCUGUACUUUUGAUUAAUCUAUUGAAGGGGCUCGGUUCUGGCAAAGAAGAAUAUAGAAAAUGUAUGAUGCGUAUUUCCUUCUGUCGUCAGUAUAUACGGGUCGGUUAUCUAGCUCGUGAGUAGCGUGCGUUGGACCGCCGCACGUCAGCAACCACAACCUCCACAAGUGCCAAUUAUCGACUGUUGCAAAUAUGGCGGCGCAGUAUGGGGAAAUAUAACGUAUGUACGUUGAUGUACGAAAUACCAUAAAAAAGACUUUCACAAAAGGGACAAAGGAAACCACAAAACCCUCCUGAAAACAAAAAAUGUCCUUAUAACCAUACUUCUUCGUCAAGGUGAUUAUUCUACUUAGCCAUGCCGAAUUAUUGGCGAUAUCGAUAGUUGCUUAUCGAGUGGCAUCACUAAGUCUGAUUGCAACAGUCUAUUGAAAUAAAAGUACAUAAUGAAUGGCCAAGAAGAAGUUUCCCUCGCCUGCGCCGGCCGUGUCUGGGACGCGAACAAUAAAUAACUAGAAUAAUUUUAUAUCGCAACAUUCCACACGACGUCACGCGGUCGUCCGAGUGGCUCGCGCUACCAAAGAGUAAAGUUACCUUCACGUUAAGAAAUUAAUGUAAAAUAGAUCGUUAGUGAAAUUUCGAAUGUAUAUAAUUUUGCAUAAAUGUGUUGCAUAGCUUCUUUAGGGAGUAUAUAACGAUUUGUACUAUCCCAGUCUGUCAGAUUAUCGGUUAUAGCUCAACAUUCCGGCUUCAGUCAGCCAGCUUCCACGCGAGGCAACAGAUAAAUUGUUAACCUAGACGAAGUUAUUUUGACCAAUGUAAUCUGAAAUACUGUGUAACCCUUGUAAAAAUAUUUAUCAAACGUGCGAUGACGACAUACGUUAUGCAUAAUGAUAAGAAGUAAAUACAAUUUACACGAUAUA
Messenger RNA from Plodia interpunctella (Indianmeal moth), 8801 nucleotides. RefSeq names its product Liprin-alpha (gene Liprin-alpha). Gene Ontology annotation, molecular function: protein binding. The record is from RefSeq and is a predicted model, not a curated record. NCBI's taxonomy places the organism in Eukaryota, Metazoa, Arthropoda, Insecta, Lepidoptera, Pyralidae. Gene Ontology annotation, biological process: synapse organization. The transcript has 26 exons. Bases 273 to 3716 code for a protein of 1147 amino acids. Gene Ontology annotation, cellular component: presynaptic active zone.